This is a messenger RNA of Patiria miniata (bat star), 2751 nucleotides long. RefSeq names its product extracellular signal-regulated kinase 2-like. Gene Ontology annotation, biological process: protein phosphorylation; intracellular signal transduction. The coding region runs from base 90 to 1883 and encodes 597 amino acids. The record is from RefSeq and is a predicted model, not a curated record. Gene Ontology annotation, molecular function: MAP kinase activity; ATP binding. NCBI's taxonomy places the organism in Eukaryota, Metazoa, Echinodermata, Asteroidea, Valvatida, Asterinidae. Gene Ontology annotation, cellular component: cytoplasm; nucleus. The transcript is spliced from 13 exons.
CGCAACAGCAAAGGGUGUUCGACACCGUGUACAUUUGUAUAUGACAUUCCGACUGCGAUUCAGUGUGUUGAAUUUUCAACCGGUAAAAAAUGAGCUCCGACAUCGAAAGUCACAUUUUAAGAAAAUAUGAAAUUAAAAGGAGGUUGGGGAAAGGGGCCUACGGGAUUGUCUGGAAGGCAAUUGACCGACGGACGGGCGAGAUUGUUGCCCUCAAGAAGAUCUUUGAUGCGUUCAGAAACCAGACAGAUGCACAACGGACAUUCAGAGAAAUCAUGUUUUUGCAGGAAUUUGGAGAUCACAAAAAUAUCAUUAAGCUGUUGAAUGUGAUGAAGGCGGAUAACGACAAAGACAUUUACUUGGUGUUUGAAUACAUGGACACAGACCUGCACGCAGUCAUAAAGAACGGCAAUAUACUGAAAGAUAUCCACCAGCGAUACAUAAUGUACCAGCUGAUUAACGCUACAAUGUACCUGCAUUCCGGUAACGUCAUCCACAGAGACCACAAGCCCUCCAACAUUCUUCUCGACAGCGAAUGUUUUGUCAAGGUUGCCGAUUUCGGCCUAGCGAGGUCAAUAACACAACUGGACAUUACUCAGAGCGAAAGCGAUCCAGCGCUCACAGAAUAUGUAGCAACUCGGUGGUACAGGGCGCCUGAAAUUCUCCUAGCAUCCAAGAGAUAUACCAAAGGAGUGGAUAUGUGGAGCGUGGGUUGCAUCUUGGGCGAGCUGCUCCGCGGCAAACCCCUCUUCCCCGGAACGUCGACGCUAAAUCAGAUCGAGCGAAUCAUGAAUAUCAUCGACGCUCCCUCAAAGGCUGAUAAAGAAGCUAUCGACUCCAACUACGUGUCCUCAAUUCUCGACAAAGCCUCCGUAAGACAUAGGCAGUCCUUUGAGGAUAUCCUUCCCAAAGCACCGGCCGAUGCCAUCGACCUGCUGAGGAGACUACUCCACUUCAACCCUGAGAAGAGACUAACUGCUGCCGAAGCACUCAAACAUCCUUAUGUAGCUAAGUUUCACAAUGCAGCUGAGGAGAAGGUACUAGACUACGAUGUCGUCCCUCCCUUAGAUGACGAUGUCCAGUUAUCAGUCGGCGAGUAUAGGAGAAAACUGUAUGAGAUGAUCAAAGAGAAAAAGGCGAGACAUCGAGAGCGACUAAGAGCCGAGGAGAAACCCCGAGAAACCCUGCCCCCUGCAGAGCCCGCCCCCGUCGCUGCAUUACCGCCCCAAAACAACCACGUAGCCAGCAAACAGAAAACAGUAGUGGGCGCCAGUGGGGCCGCGCCUCAGCCCGCACACACAGGGGGCCGGUCGACACGGCCUCCUCUUGCCCAGGGGAGUAGAUCGGCUUCCCUUCUGCCAAACAAGAGACCUUUGCAAACAAAUGGUCAUUCGCAUUAUCAAACAGGGGUGGCCAUUGGUAGGGCCACCAAGGAUCAGGGCCAAGUCAGCAGCCCAGCUAGGACACAGGCCCAGGCUGGCCAGAGAUUCCUAGCCAGGCAACGCAGUCUAGAAAACAUCAAUGCUACUGGUAGCGGAAGUGAGAAUCACGCACAGCAAUAUCAUUCCCCAAAUCACAGUUCCCGUCAUUCUGCGGGCCACCAUCGUACAAGAUCGUUCUCCGCCGGUUUACGCCACCCUCAAAUCACCAGAGACACUGACAAGAACCCUCUCGGGCUCACAGUGACAAGCUCCAGAGUUGUCCCAGGCCACAGACCCGUCUCGGCCAAGGAAGACCGGCCCAGACCUUCCUACGGUCGCAAGCAGUACGGUGCUAAGAACGCUCCCUCGGCUGGCGUUCCGAAGUCCACGCUCGGCAGCUACUCCCAGGCCCACGGGACGAUCACGGCAAGCGGUCUGGCCAAGAUCAAGACUAUGAAAUGGUAAUGGUUCCAUCGCAGAAGACAAGCAUCUGUGUACUUGUUCUACAUAACCCCCCAGGACAGACACACAAAGGGAGAACAACAGAUACUUUCAGUCCUCAGGAGUUGGGUCUUUUGUUGAAAACGGUCCUCUGUGGUAGGUUUGUGUGCUUAGUCUAUGGGAGUGUGUUAUAUUACAGGUACAAAGGAAAACACAAAGCAUUGUCCUCGGGAGUAUAGCAAAUCAAGAGUGUGUGCUCUGUACAUGUAGGGGUACACUCUUGAGGCAAUUUUCCCAAACUUGGCCUCUAUAGUGAGUUUCCAAUGUAAUAUUUAGAAUAAGGUUUUAAUUUCCUAGUUUUAUAACAUUCAGUAGGAUUCAAAUAUAACAUGAGGGUGAAAGGAUGAUAUUAGUGCCCGAGGUAUUGGAAAUGGACAAACUUGUUACCGAGGCAAAGCUGAAGGAACUAGUUUUUCAACUUCCAAAACCAAGGAACUAGUUUUUUCAACUUCCAAUACCAAGGGGGAGCUAAUAUCAACUAUUCACCCGAAAUAUUAACCAUGUUAUAUUUUAUUUUGCUAUAUCCAAUAAAUAUUCAACAAAAAUUCUUCGAGUUAAGCAUCAGUUAUCUCAGCAAAUCGUUGCUGCGCGCAUGAGCGGAGGUGAUCCAAUUAAUGGCUUUAAAUGGGAACUCGCUACCGGUCCCCAUAUUAUGGGAGCGGGAACCAGUCUAGGGCCGAUUGAUUUUGGAUUAGGUUUGUGGAAAGGUGUAGUACAAAUGAAUCAUAACAUUUUGUCUUUCAUUAAUCAAAGCAUGAAGGAUAUUGAAGUUCUGCAAAACAGGGCUGAUUUUAACCGGUUUUGGAGUUUGCCAAUUUUUAUUUUUUUAAAG